AUGUUUGUACAUCAUAAUAAUGAAGAUCCUACUGAGACGACGCUUCCUCCGGAUAUGGAACUCAUGGAAGUAUCUACCAACAAUAGAAGCUCAUUGAAUAUGUUAGAGAAUAUUACAAAUAAAAUUUGGAGAAUCUUGCCUGUGAUCAAUAUACCUCAAAGUUGGGUCCUUACAUAUUGUAUGAAACAUACUGAGAUUACUGAAGAUGUUGAAAAAGCAACUAUGCAAUGCCAAUAUGAUGGUACUGAUUGGGAUUGCACAUUUAUCGAAUUGGGUGGAGGACGAGAUGAUUAUAAUAUGGGAAAAAUUGUCUCUUUAUUUCAAACUCUUUCGAAUCGCGGAUUAAGAUUAAAAAUGCUUCAUGCAGCCGAAAUUUGUGGUAAAUUAUGGCAAAAGUAUAAACAAUUUCAAGACAAUAGAUUAAUUCAAAUGCGAUUGAAUAUUGAUAUAAAAAAUAGAGAAAAAAGAUCAAAAAAAAAUUCGAAAAUAUUCGAAAAUAAAUAUUCGAAAGAUUCGAAAAUAACACAGAAAAAUUUAAAGAAAAAUUUAAAGAAGAAAAUAGAAAAGAUACACGAUGAGGAAAUAGAGAAAAAGAGACGAGCAAAAAAAGUGCAAGUUAUUCGACAAAAAUUGACGAACGAGAUUACAGAACUUGAAAAUAAAAAAUCAUUAAAUCCGGAAGAAGAAUCCAAACUUAAUCGAUUACGUUUAACAAUGGUGAAAAAUCCUCACAUCAAUAAUUUAGAAGAAUAUCCUCUAGCAGGAGAUCGAAUGGAAUUAUCUUGUCUUCAAGAAAUAGGGUCAUGUUUAACGCAACAAGUUACAAAAGCUUGCGAAUCUAUCGUUCUCGAUGCAAUCAAAAAAUUAAUGUAA
Messenger RNA from Apis laboriosa (Himalayan honeybee), 873 nucleotides. RefSeq lists its product as uncharacterized. The transcript has 5 exons. NCBI's taxonomy places the organism in Eukaryota, Metazoa, Arthropoda, Insecta, Hymenoptera, Apidae. The record is from RefSeq and is a predicted model, not a curated record. Bases 1 to 873 code for a protein of 290 amino acids.